Cuscuta europaea is the source of this 1035-nucleotide messenger RNA. The record is from the annotation of a GenBank genome assembly. Lineage: Eukaryota; Viridiplantae; Streptophyta; Magnoliopsida; Solanales; Convolvulaceae.
CACAAAUUAUAAUUAUAAAGCUCUGACCUUUCAAUAUAUACCUUCCCCACUCCCCAGUCUUGUUCAGCCCAAGGUUAUGGACCCAGAGGCUGUAAUAAACACUUUCGAUUCUUGCUGGUUCAAUCUUCAAAUCCUCAAGAAACGAUCAAACCCACCAUCUUCCUCGAGCUUUGAGAACACCCCAGACAGCAAAAUUCUCCAAAACGUUUCAACACCAAAGAGAUUCUCAAGCUUAUUGGCAGUUGAAACCAGGUCAAAAGACGAACUUUUGCGGUCAAAUACCGGGUACAACUCCGACUCCUUUUCCCCUGUUUCAGUCCUCCCGCCGGAUUCUGUUUUCCAAACCACGCCGGAAGUGAAGAGGGGAAACAGAACAAGAAGAACAGGGAGGAGAAAGGGAGAGAAUGGUGGAUGGGGUAGCAAGAGCUUGUCAGAGCUGGAGUUUAAGGAGCUGGCGGGGUUUAUGGAUCUUGGGUUUGAAUUCUCAGAAGAAGAUGUAAAUUCAAGUCUGGUUGAGAUCAUUCCUGGGUUGCAGAAGCUGGGCAAGAAAGAAGAGGAGAAAGAAGCUUCAGAGAAGUACCUAAAUAAGUCUGCUAAAGCCAGGCCUUAUCUCUCUGAAGCUUGGGAGGUUAUGGGGGAAGAAAAGAAAGGGAAGAACGGAUUAAUGUACUGGAGAAUCCCACCACUGAGCAAUGAGGUGGUCAUCAAAGAUAGUCUCAAAUGCUGGGCUCAUACUGUGGCAGCAGCUGUUAGAUGAUGAUAAUUAAUGUUAGUUUUUCAGUCAAUCAUUUCUGUUGCAUGUUAGGAUUGUGAUGAUUUUUGUUUCGUGUGUUUUUGGUCUUCGAAUAUGUAAAAACAGAAUUAGAGACACAUGUGCGGUUUUAGCUGUUGUAUUCCACUUUUUCCAUCUAGUCAGAACAGUCUCUGGUCUAGAAUAAGAGAAUUUCUGAUAUACGCAUCGUACAAAGAGAGAAUGCAUAUGAUGUUUUGAAGAGUAAUGCUAGAAAGACAUUAUGAGAGUUUGUCUUACUACCA